CAGCACGCGAGAUGGGAAGCGGGGCUUCCGGGCCGCAGGGUCGCGGGGACGGGUGUGAUGCAAUAGCGCCACAGCCGCUGCGUCAAGGGGCGGCUCCGGGAUGCGGGGACUGCGGUAGAGCCGGUCCCGCCCCUGCCGCUCGCCGCCGCUAACCCCGCGGACAGCCGCCGGGACGACCACCAAGAGCCACCGGAGCCCCCGACACCCGCCCCGAGGCACCGGUAACCCGCGGCACCCGCCCCGGGGCGCGCCAUGAAGUCGGCGGCGAGCUCGCGCGGGGGCGGUGGGGGCGGCCGCGGGGGCGGCGGCUGGGGCGGCUGGGGCGGGGGCCGAGGCGCCGGCGGCGGCGCGGGCAAGGGCGGCGGGGGCGACGGCGGCGGCCAGGGGGGCAAGGGCGGCUUCGGAGCGCGGGCGCGCGGCUUCGGCGGAGGCGGCCGGGGCCGGGGGCGCGGCGGCGGCGACGGCAAGGAUCGCGGCGGCGGCGGACAGCGGCGGGGCGGCGUGGCCAAGAGCAAGAGCCGCCGCAGGAAGGGCGCCAUGGUGGUGUCUGUGGAGCCGCACCGGCACGAGGGCGUCUUCAUCUACCGCGGGGCGGAGGACGCACUGGUCACGCUGAACAUGGUGCCGGGCCAGUCAGUGUACGGCGAGAGGCGCGUCACGGUGACCGAGGGAGGCGUGAAGCAGGAGUACCGCACGUGGAACCCGUUCCGCUCCAAGCUGGCCGCGGCCAUCCUGGGCGGAGUGGACCAGAUCCACAUCAAGCCCAAGUCCAAGGUGCUGUACCUGGGCGCCGCGUCGGGCACCACCGUCUCCCAUGUCUCCGACAUCAUCGGCCCAGACGGCCUGGUCUACGCCGUCGAGUUCUCCCACCGCGCCGGCCGCGAUCUGGUCAAUGUGGCCAAGAAGCGCACCAACAUCAUCCCGGUCCUGGAGGACGCGCGGCACCCGCUCAAGUACCGCAUGCUCAUUGGGAUGGUGGACGUGAUCUUCGCCGACGUGGCCCAGCCCGACCAGUCCCGCAUCGUGGCCCUGAACGCCCACACCUUCCUGCGCAACGGGGGCCACUUUCUCAUCUCCAUCAAGGCCAACUGCAUCGACUCCACCGCAUCCGCCGAGGCUGUGUUUGCUUCUGAGGUGAGGAAGUUGCAGCAGGAGAACUUGAAGCCUCAAGAGCAGCUGACCCUGGAGCCCUAUGAGAGGGACCACGCUGUGGUGGUCGGGGUCUACCGGCCUGUUCCCAAGAGCAGCAGCAAGUAGCACCCAGCUCAGGCUCGCCUGCCAUCUCCCAAGCCUGUGUUGUGUUUGCUAUUAUUUUCUAUGUGUUUUCUUUGUGCGUGUUUUGUUUUGUUGUUUUUCUAUUAAACUGCAUAAAGAAACGGCA
Messenger RNA from Symphalangus syndactylus (siamang), 1381 nucleotides. RefSeq names its product fibrillarin like rRNA 2'-O-methyltransferase 1 (gene FBLL1). The record is from RefSeq and is a predicted model, not a curated record. Gene Ontology annotation, molecular function: rRNA methyltransferase activity; histone H2AQ104 methyltransferase activity; RNA binding. Lineage: Eukaryota; Metazoa; Chordata; Mammalia; Primates; Hylobatidae. Gene Ontology annotation, cellular component: small-subunit processome; Cajal body; box C/D methylation guide snoRNP complex. Gene Ontology annotation, biological process: rRNA methylation; box C/D sno(s)RNA 3'-end processing.